AUGGAUAGCUCAAACGACACCAUCAUCACAGAACUCUUCAACUUUCAAUUCAGGCCAAAGAUCCAUUGUUACAUAUUGGCUAUUUUGGUUGGUGGCCUCCUCUCGAUCCUAGCAAAACUUUUCUACAUCCCGCAUCAAAUACCGGCGACGCUCUCGGGCAUUGUCAUUGGAAUUGCCGCACGUCACAUAGGAAAUUACGAAGAUAUGUUAAUGGACGCCCACCUAUUACUGUCAAUGUACAUCCCUUUACUGAUUGCCAAAAUCGUCUACAACAUGGACCACUACCUUCUUAGAAAAUCUCUUACCCAGAUUUUCAUCAUUGGUGUUAUUGGAAACUCAGCCUUCGUUUUUGCUUUUGGAAUGAUCCUGUCACUAUUUCAAAAGCGCGAUGUUCCCUUAGUGGACGUCAUGAUUAUAUCGGUAAUAAUAGCCCCAAACGAUAAUCCAAAACUUCCCAUCUCCGACGGAAUCAAGAACCUCGAAAUACUAAUGUACGGAGAGACUAUAUUAGGCGUGGCUGUUUGCAAUGUUGCACGCAUCAUCUUCACGGCAAUUAUUAAUAGGUACGCCACCAAGUGGUACCAGAUUAUCUGUUUAAUUAUCAGAUACAUUGGACUCAGCAUUCCGGUUGGAUUUGGAUGCGGCUUGGUUACUUCACUGCUUUUCCGACAAUUGUACAACGAUAGCAUGAAUGCUAUAGCCGCCUAUAUAUCAGCAGCUUACUUUGUAUAUAUGUUAAGUGAACAUAUUGUGUGGUGCAAUGGUACUCUGGCAUCCUUCAUCACUCUAUUUAUGAUGACUAAGCAACGCACCAAACUACAUUCCAAGACAGAUCAUGACAUUAAGCUUGCUUGUAAUGUGGUAUACGCAUUGGCAAAGACCCUUCUUACUAUUAUUUGCAUUGCUGAUAGUAUAUAUUGGCUGGAAGAAAAGAAUUUUCUAAUUGAGCUUGUCGAAGCCAUUGAAGUCUACACAAUGGGGAAUGUCAUCAGAUUGAUUAUUUUCCUUUUAGCUUCUCCAAUGUUAAGUCGAGCUGGAUAUGGUUUUGAGUUUGCUAGUCUAGUAACUCUUUUCUGGGCGGUGCAGAAAGGGCCACUGCAAUUGAUUCAGGUGUUUAAAUUGCAUGGCAGACCCGGAGGGUUUAAACACUUAGAAAAACUGAACUUCUAUGUAGUAAUCUAUGUUAUUCUAACCAGUCUGGUAAAUGGAAGCACAUUGAAGAUUCUUCUGAAAGCGUUUGGACUGGUUAAACUGUCCAACAAACGGAAGGCCAAUAUCGGUCUCGCUAUAAUUUCAAUAAAUGAAAUUGGUAACAAAGUGUUGUCAACAUUGAAGGGUAAUCAAUUCUAUUCGGAUGUAAAUUGGUCUGUAAUUAACGCCCAUACAGUAGUCAAAAAUCCGUUUGAAGAAGUCGCUGACCAGCGGACAAAAGACAAUAUUAUUUGUCAAGUGUGUAGCGCUGCUGUGCCUCUGAAACCAACAAAAGAUGAAUACAACGAACAUUUAAAAGAUGUUACUAUGAAGAUAUUGAACGCCCAAAGAGUUUCCUUUCUGGAACAACAUGAAUUCGGUUUACUAACUAAGCAUGACAUAAAAAUAUUGUUAGAAGCUGUUGACAUUGCAAUGGACUCUUCAAAUAUGAGUAUAAACGUUGAUGAUUUACUUUCGUGCAUGAGUUCCGAGAAAGCCGUUGUAGCUCCAAAUAAAGUACAGAAGAUAUUAACUAUCGACAGUCAUAUUAAAAUACCCAGAACUACUCACAGAAGAAAAUGUUACAACAUAACAAAUUUAUUAACAUUCGAGCUAAUUAUAUGUAUGAUCGUAUUGUUAGAUAUAUCUCUUCCAGUAAUAAGACUAUUUCUUGAUUAUUCGCCGGGCUCAGAAGCAGCCUUACUAACGACGGCAACUCUAUGUUUGUUUUGUUAUCUUGCUGAAGCAAUAUUGAGAGUUGUCAGUUUUGCCAAUGGUUCAUUAUGGAAAGAUUUGAAAUAUUAUAUCAGUAAUCAUUGGAAUCAGGUGGACAUAUUCGUGAUAAUAGUAUCAAUCCUAAACAUAUUACUGAGCACUACUUGCAAUUAUGAUGCAGAAUCCUACCAAACAUGCAAAUAUCUGCAUUGCAUUAAACUGGUGAUUUUCUUCAAAAUAAUUCGGGUAUUCUCAAAACUUCGCUUAGUUUAUCUUACUAAGAUGGAGCGUCGCAAUGAAUUGAAACUCAUGAGAGUUUUCGGAGUUGCUCAGGGAAUUGUAACAAGUUGUGAUGAAGUAAUCAGCAUGUUGUCUGUAUUAACUGAACAAUCCAAUAUACGUGAAAUGAUGAAAAUCAACUUGGAACAAAUGCGUGCUGCAACCAUUCAGAAAAUGGGAAUUCUGGAGAAAGCUCGUCCGUCUCUGACCACCACAAUCAAAACAAAACAGGCAUUAAGAUGCAUUCUAAAGCAUCUGAAACAAGGUAUCAGAGAGUUGCACUCAUCUGGUCUAAUUGAUGCUUUUGAGUUUCAAAAAUUGAAUCAAUCAGUCACCUUGAAGACUAAAUUCUUAUCUACCGUACGGAUUUUGAAAGUGAUCAAACCGACGUUGAUCUUCGAAGAAAUUCCAUGGCUACACGAUGACGCCGAAUUAUUAGAUUUCAUUUACAGUAACAUAAAAAAUAGGCUCUUCAACGAUGGCGAUGUUGUCUGUGAACCGGGUGACUACCCUGAAGGAGUCUACCUCAUUGUAUCUGGAUAUUUUAAAGUAACGUAUUAUCCAACUGCUGAAUUAAACGAGAGACUAAAGCUAAACGGGGGGCUGCCAUGUAAGGAAUUCCUGGAGUAUUUGAGAUUCGAUGAAGUGCAUGAAGAUUAUCUCUCAAGUGGCAACCGCAUGGGAGAGCUUGCAUACUUAACUAAUCGCCCACACCAUUGUUCAAUUAUUGCUGAAGCACCGAGUCAAGUAUUUAUUAUUUCAAAUGAAAUUUUAAAACGCGCAGAAGAAAUAUCGCCCGAUCCUGUUUUGGGAGUUGCUGCAAGAAUAUGGAAAUGUGUUUUGUUUGGUCUUAGUCGCCGUCUCCUGUUAACCACCUCCGCGUAUCAAUCGACUGCAAAACAGGAAGCAGAUUAUGCUUUGAUUCGUGCGGUCGUACCGAACACUGAUUACUAUAAUGUUAUCAACGUGCCUCAGGUUGUUGAAGAUGUGCUUCUCCUCCAAGGUGUCGUUGUUGAUUACAACACAAGAGAAAUCUAUACUGCACCGUGUGCUUUGCCUAAACACGUGAAGAAAAUACUUAUGCCCAAAUCUGGCUUAAUCGAACGAAAUAUAAGUACGAAGUUAAUGUUUAUUCCUGACAACAACACGGAUGAGUACGAAAUGAUGUUAAGCAUGCAAAAUAAUUCUGAACUUAUACCUGACUCCGAAUGUGCGCAAGUAACAGAACAGAUGAACUCUAAAAGACGUUUUGAAAGUCAUCUGUUCAGUUUCAAUAAACCAAAGUCAGGAACUUUAACUUAUUGUCACCAGAUUAUGUCCUUCAGUGGUGGAGUAUUAUACAAUUUUAAUGAUGAAUAGUUUGGAAUGUAUAUGCAUAUGAUCAUGCAUGUAUAUUAAAUGCUAAGCUUCUAGUAGAGCUAGUUUUGCUGCAGCCAAAAUUCGUGUUUUCCAUUCAUCAUAAUCUUCUACUUCAAUGUCUUCAGAAACUUUAAUUGUUUCAAGCUGCUUGUUUUCUUAAAUAAAAAUUUCAAAUACAUAAAA
Molecule: messenger RNA, 3726 nt
Organism: Dalotia coriaria
Lineage: Eukaryota; Metazoa; Arthropoda; Insecta; Coleoptera; Staphylinidae
Product: sperm-specific sodium:proton exchanger-like
Exons: 9
Coding region: 1-3543 (1180 amino acids)
Biological process (GO): proton transmembrane transport; potassium ion transmembrane transport; sodium ion import across plasma membrane
Cellular component (GO): plasma membrane
Molecular function (GO): potassium:proton antiporter activity; sodium:proton antiporter activity
Source: RefSeq, a predicted model, not a curated record